Molecule: messenger RNA, 1088 nt
Organism: Cajanus cajan (pigeon pea)
Lineage: Eukaryota; Viridiplantae; Streptophyta; Magnoliopsida; Fabales; Fabaceae
Gene: SNAP30
Product: soluble N-ethylmaleimide-sensitive factor adaptor protein 30
Cellular component (GO): SNARE complex; plasma membrane
Molecular function (GO): SNAP receptor activity
Source: RefSeq, a predicted model, not a curated record
UAUUGCUUGUUCCUCGCUUGUACAAAAAUCCAUCACCACAUUUGGGUUUGUGUACCACACACCACAACCUUGUUGCCCUCAAACUUUAGGUGAAAAUGUUUGGGUUUAGGAAAGCAGCACCACCUCCAACUGAAACGGAUAAGACAACCACCCUUACUGCAGACAGAAGAACUACAUCAGAACCAAUCCCCUCAGUUCCAAAAUCUACAGGAAACUAUUUUUAUGAGGACGAUGAUGAUUGGGGGAGGAAGCCACCCUCCACUGCAUCAAAAGACAAGAACAGGUACAAGAAUGGUUUCAGUAACUCUGGGGGGUUAGAGAAUCAAAGUGUUCAGGAGCUAGAAAACUAUGCAGUGUACAAGGCUGAGGAGACAACAAAUUCUGUUAACAAUUGUUUGAGGAUUGCUGAGGACAUCAGAGAAGAUGCCACAAGGACCCUUGACAUGUUGAACCAGCAGGGUGAGCAAAUAACCAGAACCCACAAUAUGGUUGUUGACACUGAGAAGGAUUUGAGCCGGGGUGAAAAACUCCUAAACAAUCUUGGGGGCAUGUUCUCCAAACCCUGGAAGCCAAAGAAGACCAAGGAAAUCCAAGGCCCUAUAAUUACACCAGAUAAGCCAUCUAAAAAGGAUGUACAUAAUAAGGAAGAUCGAGAGAAGUUGGGCUUAGCUCCUUUACCAAAGGGACGCUCAGCCCCUACCACACCUCCCAAUGAACCAACCAAUGCCUACCAGAAAGUUGAUGUUGAGAAAGCCAAACAAGACGAUGCACUCUCAGAUCUAAGUGACAUCUUGGGUGAUUUGAAGGGUAUGGCAAUUGGUAUGGGAUCUGAACUUGACAGGCAAAACAAAGCUCUUGAACAUCUUAGUGACGAUGUGGAUGAGCUGAAUUCUCGAGUCAAAGGUGCAAACCAACGUGCACGCAAGUUAGUUGGGUAGUGAAGUGACAUAUGACAGACUGAAACUAUUGCUCAAUUGUAUAUUUGUAUGUAUUUAUUUAUUGUUUGUGAUUCAUUUGUUUGUUUUUAAAUUUUCCACAUCACUGUAUAUUACCGAAAGCAUAUGGCAAAGUGGUAGAGAUUUUGUUCC